Molecule: messenger RNA, 1722 nt
Organism: Insectozyma verbasci
Lineage: Eukaryota; Fungi; Ascomycota; Pichiomycetes; Serinales; Debaryomycetaceae
Source: the annotation of a GenBank genome assembly
AUGUGUGACAGUAGUUCAGAUUCAGAAAGUACAAGACAUAAUUUAGAUCCUAUAGCAUUGCAUGAUGAUAACAAAUCCAUUAAUUCAUUCAAUACUUUUAAGACAGAACAAAAUAAUGAAAAUCUAUCGUUGAAAAUUACUAGAACGGAAACUAAAAAAUCAUUACAUGAAUUAGGUAUAUCAUCAGACAUACCGCAUCCAGAUAUAAAUAAUCCACCUAUACCAAAUCCAAUAUUUCCCGAAGAAUAUAAUUUAGAAACAAGUACAGGUUUAGUUCCAGUGAAAACUUUAGAAAGUAUAGGUAGAACUAAAUCAGAACCAAUAAAAGCUGACAUAGAGUUUGUUACAUUUACAAUUAAUGAUCCAGAAAAUCCUCAUAAUUGGCCAAUGUGGUUGAAGUGGGUGUAUACAUUUGUAAUAUCAAUGUUUGUUAUAUCAGCCGCAUACGGCUCCUCAUGUUUAUCCGGGGGUUUAUUUACCAUUAAUGAAAAAUAUAAUGUAUCCACCGAAGUUUCGACAUUAACAGUGUCAUUGAUGGUUUUAGGAUUUGCUGUUGGACCAUUAAUAUGGGCUCCAUUAUCUGAACAAAUAGGAAGAAGACCAGUUUAUUUCAUUUCAUUUGGUUUGUACACAAUUUUUAAUAUUCCAUGUGCUUUAAGUCCAAAUAUAGGUGGUUUAUUAGUAUGUCGAUUUUUAUGUGGAGUUUUCUCAUCAAGUGCUUUAACAAUUUCGGGUGCUAGUUUGGUUGACAUGCAUACUGACAAAACUAGAGGUUUAUCGAUUGCGUUUUUCAGUUUUUGUCCUUAUAGUGGUCCUGUCAUUGGUGGUUUGGUCAAUGGUUUUAUUUCUAUUGGAACUAAAAGGCUUGAUAUUAUGAUUUGGGUUAAUAUGGCAUUUGCUGGUGUUAUGUGGAUUUUAAUUUCAUUAAUUCCUGAAACAUAUGCUCCAGUUAUUUUAAAAAGAAGAGCAAAGAAAUUGAGAAAAGAAACAGGUAAUUUAAAUAUCAUGACUGAACAAGAGGUUACACCUCAAAGUUUCAAAGAAAUGGUAAAUGAAUGUUUGGUUCGUCCGUUAAAAUUUGUAAUAACAGAACCAGUUUUAGAUUUAGUAUGUGCUUUUGUUGCUUUAAUUUAUGCCUUAUUAUAUGCAUUCUUUUUUGCUUAUCCAUACAUAUUCAACAAAUUAUAUGGUUAUGAAGAUAAUAAAAUUGGAUUAAUGUUUAUUCCAAUUUUGAUUGGUGCUGGUUUAGCCAUUGUUGUAACACCAAUAUUUGAAAAAAAGUAUGCAACUAUUUGUAAGAAAAGGAAACCAAAACCAGAAGAUCGUUUAGAAGCAGCUUUAAUUGGAGCACCAAUGCCAUGUAUUGCAUUAUUUAUAUUAGGUGCUACGUCAUAUAAACAUAUCAUUUGGGUUGGACCUGCCAGUGCUGGUAUUCCAUUUGGUUUUGGGAUGGUCUUAAUUUAUUAUUCAUUAAAUAAUUACAUUAUUGAUACUUAUGCUAAAUUUGCAGCUAGCGCAUUAGCUACUAAGGUAUUUCUAAGAAGUGCCGGAGGAGCUGCUUUCCCUUUGUUUAUUACUCAAAUGUAUGAAGGACUCGGUUUACAAUGGGCAAGUUGGUUAUUAGCUUUUGUUUCGUUAGCAAUGAUGUUUGUUCCUUUUAUUUUUUAUAAGUUUGGUGAAUCUGCUAGAGGUAAGUUAUGUAAAGAAGAUUAUACAGUUUAG